AUGCCGCAAACGCUGAGUUCUACCAGUAUGUUUACCCCAUGUGGCUUCAGCCCUCAUCUACAUACUUCGAAAGAAGAUGAACAAGGAGGACUGAUCUUCCAGGAUGGAAACCUUACCUCAGCAUCUCUGGAUGCUCUAAUCCAGCAUCUCAUACCUACCACUGAUUACUACCCUGAAGUAAGCAAUUCACAACUCUUCAUCGAACCCCAUGAGCUUUUGUCCCGAGUUUGUCACAAGUGCAUUGAGCAGCAGCGGCUGGACGACCCCGUGCUGGACAAGGCUCGGAUCAGAAAAUUUGGACCCAAAAUCUUACAGUUGCUGACAGAGUGGACAGAGACGUUCCCGUAUGACUUUCGAAAUGAGAGGUUCCUCAGCAAUGUGAAACCUUCUGCUAGAAAAGCUGCCUACUGGAAAAAGAUGAAUCAGCUUUUGCAAACCCUGAAUCAGAAGCUUGCAACCCUCAGCCAUGGGCAAGAAGGGAUUGUCAAGAUCAGUGCUGCUGUUUCUGAUAAGCUGGUUGCCUUUAAAAGUAAACCUCCGUCAAUUCAGAGAGAAAUCCUGAGCGUCUGCAGUGACCCUUACACUCUGGCUCAGCAGCUGACACAUGUGGAGCUGGAAAGGCUAAGUCACAUUGGACCUGAGGAGUUUGUGCAGGCAUUUGUACAUAAAGACCCUCUGGAUGGCACCAAGACUUGUUUCAGUGAACAGAAGAAGACGAGUAACCUUGAGGCCUAUGUGAAAUGGUUCAAUAGACUCUGCUAUCUUGUAGCAACAGAAAUUUGCAUGCCUGCAAAAAAGAAACAGCGAGCACAAGUCAUCGAAUUCUUCAUUGACGUUGCCCGAGAGUGCUUUAACAUAGGGAAUUUUAAUUCGCUGAUGGCAAUCAUUUCUGGAAUGAACAUGAGUCCAGUUUCCAGGCUAAAGAAGACUUGGUCAAAAGUGAAAACAGCCAAAUUUUUCAUUCUUGAGCACCAGAUGGACCCUACUGGUAACUUCUAUAACUACAGAACAGCAUUGCGGGGGGCUGCUCACAGAUCACUCACCGCACACAGCAACAGGGAGAAGAUUGUGAUCCCCUUCUUCAGCCUAUUGAUCAAAGACAUUUAUUUUUUGAAUGAAGGAUGUGCUAAUCGCCUUCCAAAUGGACACGUCAACUUUGAAAAAUUUCUGGAACUGGCUAAGCAAGUAGGAGAAUUUAUAACAUGGAAGCAAGUGGAAUGUCCCUUUGAACAAGACCCUAACAUCAUCCACUACUUGCAUACUGCUCCCAUUUUUACUGAAGAUGGUUUGUAUCUGGCUUCCUAUGAAAGUGAAAGUCCGGAAAACCAGACAGAAAAAGACAGGUGGAAAUCCUUAAGAUCCACUAUUUUAGGAAAGACUUGAAGAUUAAGACAUUAUUGCAGUAGGUCAAGGAAAAGAAAUCCGCAAACAUUUUGCACUACUGAUUCCAAAGAUGCCUGUUUGGGAUUUAGACAAUUUCUUUUGUUUGAGUUUUUUGUUGGGUUUUUUGACUGCCUAACGUGAUGGAUGAACUGGAUUCAUCCACUGAAAUCAACAGAACUGUGUGCACAAUGAUGCUUUUCUAACUAUGAGACGGAGAGAGGAAGGACAAACAGACUAUUUGUGGCUGUGCCCAAACUGCAUCAGGAUCAAUGUAACUUUUGCCUCUGAAGGAAAACAUAAGAAAAUCAGGAGCAUGGAGAACCAUGGUACUGCAGAAGAGAAUGGAAAAGCAUAAAAAAUGGAAAGCAAAAAAAUGCACGUGAAUAUUUCAGAAGCAGGUGCUUCAGACAGCAGCUCUUUAAACCCUCUGAGGAUUGUAAAAUUAAAUCAAACA
Pygoscelis adeliae (Adelie penguin) is the source of this 1837-nucleotide messenger RNA. It is a transcript of the gene RASGEF1C, whose product is annotated as RasGEF domain family, member 1C. NCBI's taxonomy places the organism in Eukaryota, Metazoa, Chordata, Aves, Sphenisciformes, Spheniscidae. Gene Ontology annotation, cellular component: plasma membrane. The record is from RefSeq and is a predicted model, not a curated record. The transcript is spliced from 14 exons. Gene Ontology annotation, biological process: positive regulation of GTPase activity; Ras protein signal transduction. Gene Ontology annotation, molecular function: guanyl-nucleotide exchange factor activity. The coding region runs from base 1 to 1383 and encodes 460 amino acids.